This is a messenger RNA of Suillus discolor, 765 nucleotides long. RefSeq names its product ribosomal protein L22/L17. The transcript has 6 exons. Gene Ontology annotation, molecular function: structural constituent of ribosome. Bases 41 to 616 code for a protein of 191 amino acids. Gene Ontology annotation, biological process: cytoplasmic translation. Gene Ontology annotation, cellular component: ribosome; cytosolic large ribosomal subunit. Lineage: Eukaryota; Fungi; Basidiomycota; Agaricomycetes; Boletales; Suillaceae. The record is from RefSeq and is a predicted model, not a curated record.
CUUACAAGCCCGCGCUCGACAACAUCCUCAAGGCUCAAAAAUGGUCCGCUACGCCGCCGCCGCUCUCGCCACCAAUCCCGAAAAAACCGCCCGCGCUCGGGGCGAGUACCUCCGUACGCACUUCAAGAACAUGAGGGAAGUUGCUGCAGCCCUCACAGGCUUGAAGCUGACCAAGGCAUACACCUAUCUAUCUGAUGUCUCGGACCAUAAGCAAGUCAUCCCUUUCCGUCGGUUUGCUGGUGGUGUCGGACGGGCCAGCCAAGCCAAGCAAUUCAAGGCAACCCAGGGUCGUUGGCCCGAGAAAUCCGUCAAGUUCAUCACUCGCCUCCUCAAAAACGCAGAGUCAAAUGCAGACGCAAAGAGCCUAGAGCUCGAGGACCUCUACAUCAAGAACAUCGGCGUUCAGCAAGCACCUAAAACCCGCCGCCGCACGUACCGUGCACACGGUCGUAUCAACCCUUAUCAAGGCCACCCAUGCCACGUCGAGAUCAUUCUGGGGGUUUCGGCUGAGGAGGUCGAGCGGAGCAAGGACAAGGACGCUGUCGGCGUAUCAUCCUUGUCAUCGUUGAACCGGAGACAGGUUGCCAGAAGGAGAAUCGAAGCUGCACGCGCUUAAUGUAAUUCUCACAUAUUUCGACACGGCUGGUGAUGCGACGAUAUGCGACAGCACAAAGGCCAUGUUUUGUAUGCACCUAUGCAUAUGUUAUGACACCACACAAUCUCAUCCGAAUCGCAUUCAAAACCGUUACAUUUAGCAAGGAAACG